GCUGCACAAUUCUAUUUUUCAGGGAAGGGAAUAGCUGCCAAAACCUGGUUUCAGGUCCCGUUAAGAGAGUCACUCAAGUUGGUGCCACAAGUAUUUUGCUCGCUGGCAGAUAUCUUUCCAAACUUCUGCAUCCUUCUGGGUGACAUCCUUUGCUCAGAGACAUCCUCGUUUUUUCUUUUAGAAGAUUAUCAAACUCACUGGUUUUCAGCCUGGUUCUCUUUUAUCCUCUGGUUGUCCUGCUGAUAGACGACGUGUGCAAGAAUUUGUCAACAGCAGCUCACAACCGCAAAGCCAGAUAAUUUCUCAGAAAAGCAGAUUCCAAAAUGCGUGGUGGUGUGAAUUUAUCCAUCAUCUUUUUAUACUUCUGCUUUGUAUCAAGCUUGGCUGGAAGCACAAAGAGAGAAAAUAAGAAAGAAGAGCGAGUUGUUGUAAUGGCAACCGCAGAGCUCCCUGCAAAAUUGGUUGAUCUGGCAGCGAUGAACCUGACGGGGAUGGUGAAUGGCAUGCUAAACACCGCUCUCAGAGGAACUAAAGAGUUCUUCUCUUUGCUGAGCAUCGUAUCUUAUAGUUCGUAUGCCUUCCACAAAGUUUCCAUUGUCCUCUACAACAUAUCCAGCUUAAGGAACAUAGAUCCUACCAAGUUCUCCACACGAUACUGCUACUGCCUAAACAACAGGACUAACGACUUAACAGGCAAGUUGUGAAAUAGGAGAAGUUCAAAAGAGAUGUAAUUUUUCAGUGAUUAUAGUUUCAUGCAGGCAAUAUAUUGCCACUAAGAGGUGGAAAAGUAAAAAAGAAAAAGAACAUUCUUCCUAAUUGUUUCUUUUUUCUUAUACCCUCAGUAAAUGUUAGCAUUUUUUCUUGUUAAGAAUAGAAUAGAUUUUUGUAAACAACAUAUAUGAACAUUAAGGUUAC
Messenger RNA from Pantherophis guttatus, 915 nucleotides. NCBI's taxonomy places the organism in Eukaryota, Metazoa, Chordata, Lepidosauria, Squamata, Colubridae. The record is from RefSeq and is a predicted model, not a curated record.